GUGUGUCACUGUGGCUCAGUUAUGCUGUCCUAACAACCUCACUUUAGUCUUCUGUUCUUAUGUAACAUGAAGAUAAAUAUUAAAAGCCAGAGGAGUAGGAUUUUCCAUAAAGCAAAAACAUAGCAACCAGGUGUCUGAUCAGAAGCACACAUCCAAGAAGAGGCAACUAAAAUGGAGGACACGCAAAUGCAGGUACAGCGAGGUGAAGCGCAAAGCUGACAAAGGGGUUGGCUUUCAUCCCCUCGCCAUCAUCCGACCCCUUGUUGAGCCCGGGAGGAGGGGCUAGCUUUAAUAAUGUGUUUACAAACCCCAACUGACAAUACUUUAUUUAUCUGGGGGGGGAUUUACUUUUUACACUUAAUCCAUUUUAGAAUGAACUAAAAAUAAAAGAUACAUUAAAACAAAUUAAAUUAUUAUUAUCAUAAACUAUAAAGUAAUUUUUUUUUUAAUAAACAUAAGAAGUCAAAGAAACAUUUCCAAUAAAUUAUAAAAGAAAAUAAAACCUCAGAAGUUAAGAUAAAGAUCUGCACAUACCACAAUAAAUAUCAUUUAUUUUAAAAAAUAAACACAGUGGUGUGUUAGCAUUUAUUGGCGGGGGGAUUUGUGACGGCUGCCCAUCAAAAAGUUGACUGUGUUUCUUCCAUACUAUUUUAAAUAAUACAAUUUAAUAAUCAGAGAAUAAUAUUAGGAGCACUGUGGUUGUUCCCCGUAUCUCACUUUGAGCGCACCUCCCUCCCUUUUUCUCUCCCUCUAUCUCUCUCCCUCCUGCUGUAGCACUAACGACGGCUGAUUCAGAAUCGGUGGCCGCGCACACACACACACACACAGACAAACAGACACACACACACACACACACACACACACACACACACACACACACACACACACACACACACACACACACACACACACACACACACACACACACACACACACAGUGGCGCUCAGCAUUUGCCUGAGAGACAGACCUUUUCUCUGUCAGAGGAGCACAAAGUGCAGAGGAGGCUGUCGGUGUUUCAGCGGUCACACUCCAGAUCCAGGAGAGGGGUGAGGGACAGGGAGUCAUGCCCAGCAGGAGAGCUUCUCUUUGGGGGAGAACGUACUUACAUCUGACCUCAAGACAAACUGGACUUGUGAUGUUUUUUCUAUAAAGACACCGGUUAUUUUGAAUCACUCUUGUUAAGGAUGUCAAUGGAACGGAGGGCCCUGCUGGAGCAGAAGCAGCGGAGGAAGCGGCAGGAGCCUCUGAUGGUGCAGCCCAACACCGAGGCCCGGCCCCGGCGCUCCAGGACGCGGCGGGGGGAGGAGCAGGCCCCUCUGGUGGAGUCACAGGUCCACAUUACCAACAAUGUCAUCAUUGAUGGUAUUGAUGGCCCGGCAGCUUUCCUCGGCUCUGAAGCUCCUGAUCUGGGAAUGAAAAUCCUGUCAGUCAGCCAGACCCAGACCCUGUCCCAGUCCCCUGUUGCUGAGGAGCCUGAGAGAGAUGGAGACACUGAGACGCUGCUGCAGCCAAAGACAGAUAUCCACGAGUUACUGCAGAAACAAGGUCUGUGUGGCAGUAUGAACUUUGAUGAAGACAGCGAGCAUGAGGACGAUGGUGAGGAAGAACGAAUGCGCUCCCUGUCCCCCAACGCUGACAUCAGACCAGCCUCUGCCGCCAGUGGCAAGGACAUUCCAGAGGGGAGCUCCGGAUCUCCCACAGCAGAGAGCGCACUCGAUGUGGCUAACCUGGAGGAGUUUGUCCUGCUUCCUGCUCCACGUGGAGUUACUGUUAAAUGUCGAAUAACCCGGGACAAGAAGGGCAUGGACCGCGGCCUCUACCCCACCUACUUCAUGCACAUGGAGAGAGAGGAUGGCAAGAGAGUCUUCUUGCUGGCAGGAAGGAAGAGGAAGAAGAGUAAGACAUCCAACUAUCUUAUUUCAGUGGAUGCCACUGAUCUGUCGAGAGAGGGGGAGAGCUUCAUAGGAAAACUGAGGUCCAACCUCAUGGGCACCAAAUUCACAGUGUAUGACAACGGCACCAAUCCCUGCAAACACCCCGGGACGCUGCUGGAAGAGAGCAACACCCGACAGGAGAUGGCUGCUAUCUGCUACGAGACCAACGUGCUGGGAUUCAAAGGACCUCGUAAGAUGACCGUCAUCAUUCCGGGUAUGAACAUGAACUUCGAUAGAGUCCCCGUACGACCUCAAAACGAGCAGGAGAGCCUUCUGAGCAGGUGGCAGAAUCACUCUCUGGACAACCUGAUCGAGCUGCACAACAAAGCCCCCGUGUGGAACGAUGACACCCAGUCCUACGUGCUCAACUUCCACGGCCGCGUCACUCAAGCAUCAGUCAAAAACUUUCAGAUAGUUCACGACAACGACCCUGACUACAUCGUCAUGCAGUUCGGCAGAGUGGCUGAAGACAUCUUCACUCUGGACUUCAACUACCCCAUGUGUGCACUGCAGGCCUUCGCCAUUGGCCUGUCGAGUUUUGACAGCAAGUUGGCCUGCGAGUAACGCUUAAUUCCACAUCACCACAUUUCCUGUCCUUCCCUCAAACUCUUCUCCAGGGGCUGUUUGGAAGCCGACAGCUUGCACCACGGAGAGCUGGUUCACGCAGAAGUCACACAGAUACGAGACUGAUAAAGAGGAUACUGAUCAGAGAUUUGGGUGAUCCAACAACCGUCUUGGUUCCAUUUUAGGGUUAGGAUGAUCAGUUUAACUGUGUGUAUGUGCACACGUAUUAAAAGGGAAAAGAAAGAGCAGAACAUACUUUCAUAUCUUGUCAGACAGGCUUUUUUCUGUUGCCUUCCUUUGAUUUCACUCUGUCGUUGCUCAAAAGAUGGCGAUGUCUGAGAUGUUACUCAACAGAGUGUAAACCAUUUUGAAUUACAAAAACAUGGCCUUUCCUCUGGCGCCACCCUCAGGCCAAACGUUAGAGUUAUUUAGUGAUAAGGGACUAAGAAAGCAAAAUUCAGUUUUGCAUCAAAGCCAGCAUUUCAAUGUUGUUUACAUCUUUAAAUGUGGCUCCAUGAUUUCAUAUAACUCAUGUUGACACUAUUCUCUUAUCAUCAGUUUGUCAACUCCUUCUCGUGUGGAAGGUGCCUGUCUUACGGUUUUUGUGUUUGUUUUUUUUGUGAAUAUGUGUCAUUUCUAUCUUGUGACUGUGAUUUUUCUUUGUUAUAACACGUUGGAUUAUCAUUGAAAAAAUAACAUAAACACAGAAUUGCACAUUUAAAGAGGAAGCAUUAACAUACUGUUUAUACAAUGCCCUCUUUUUAAUCCAUUUUUAAACAACAUAAAAUACUAAAUGUCCUUUCAAGACAUGGAUUUUUAAAAUAAUGUAUGCAUUAAUACACUACACAGAUCUUAUAUUUUCAUUGGAGCACAGAUUUUAUUGAGUUAAGAUGGAGUUGGAGGCAAUUUUGUACAGCCCACAUUAAAUUGUAUUUGCAUGGAAGUGUCUAAAAUAUAACUGCCAGUGUCUCUUCAACUCAAUGUCUUACCCUUUACAUUUUAAGGGAAACUUAAGGGAAAUCGAUUAAAGCUGGCAUCCUUUACAUCAUCAUUAAAUGUCCCUUACAUCUUGUUUAUUUACUGUACUGUAAUGUUUAAAAUGGACCUGAAAACAUCUGUAUAGUACACAUAUUUUUAAGGACAUAUCUAAUGCAGUUACUUUAAUCAGUCUAAUCUGGAACAGAACAUAUGUUUAGGGCUUUUCAGGUUUAGAUCUCAUUUGAAAUGUUGUUUCUUGAUCAGAAAUCCCAAACAAAUACCUGUUUUAAAGAAAUUAAUAAUACAAAUAUUUUCAACUGUGUGCCAGGAACUUAUGAAAAUAGUUGUCAUUUUGUGUGCAAUGAAGUUUUAAAGAGAGGAAAAAAAUGUAUAGAAAAUAUUUGUGAAAUAUAUCAUGCUUUUACUAGAAGAGACUGUUGUGAUGCACAUUCCAGUUUAACGUUUGAAAGACACAACCAGAUAUACGGCUGUAUUGGAACAGAUGAAGAUUUAACAAUGGACGAUCAAACCUGAAAAUCAUGGUGAAACACAGAGAGAGAGAGAUGAAUGUAUUCAGUGAACAAUUUAUUUUCACUUUCGAGAGAAAAACAAAAAGUACUUAUUUCCAUCAUUGUAAAAACAUUUAAUAACCAAAAUAAAGACAUUUUGAAAGUGC
Gymnodraco acuticeps is the source of this 4153-nucleotide messenger RNA. RefSeq names its product tubby-related protein 3. Gene Ontology annotation, cellular component: cilium. The transcript has 10 exons. Gene Ontology annotation, biological process: protein localization to cilium. Bases 1186 to 2499 code for a protein of 437 amino acids. The record is from RefSeq and is a predicted model, not a curated record. Lineage: Eukaryota; Metazoa; Chordata; Actinopteri; Perciformes; Bathydraconidae.